Messenger RNA from Theobroma cacao (cacao), 573 nucleotides. NCBI's taxonomy places the organism in Eukaryota, Viridiplantae, Streptophyta, Magnoliopsida, Malvales, Malvaceae. The record is from RefSeq and is a predicted model, not a curated record.
AUGUUGACGCGAAAGAGAGAGGGUGCAAAGAGAUCUUAUCCCGCGUGUUGCACACGGUUCUGUGCUGUGGCAUCUUGUGCCAUGAGAUUGAGGUCAUCAGGGACAAAGAAAUCAUUGAAGGAAGAGGCACUAGACAACUUGAAAGCAAUGGGGUCAGCGGCAAUCGAAACCAAGCCAUCUCCACCCUCACCAGUUCAGGCACUUUUGGGUAGCAUAGCUGCGGGUGUCAUUGCCCUUAUUCUUUAUAAGUUCACCCUUACGAUUGAGGCAGCUCUGAACCGCCAAACAGUUUCUGAUAAUUUCUCGGUUCGUCAGAUAACAAUAACUAUCAGGACUAUUGUGAACGGAUUGUGCUACCUUGCAACAUUUGUUUUUGGCAUCAAUUCUCUCGGGUUAUUCCUUUAUUCUGGUCAACUUGCCAUAAACUCAUUCAUGGAAGAUUCCACAACUAAAGAAAAUGAGAGUACAGGUGAGGAGAAUCUAGGCUCAGUAAGUUCAGUGGCAGAAAAUGCUGUGGAUGGGACGGAAUUGACCAGUAGCAGGGAGGAUCAGAGUCCAGAUGAUAAACAAUAG